GUCUUGUUACUUCCGGUAGCGAAGCCUCUACCUCUUCCUCUGCUCCCGCGGGGGUCUGUGCUGAGAAUAAUGGCCCGGUUGGCCCGGGACGAGUGGAAUGUUUGUACCCCGGAAAAAUAAGGUGAUAAAUACAGGCAAUCAUUGCGAAGUAAAGAAGUCAUCUAUUGUCAGUUAAUAUAUAACGAGAGAAUUUAGCCUAACCAGAGGCCCAUGGAAGCCAAAAUCUUUCUAUUCUUACACUGAACCUUCUUGCUGAGAAACAUUUGAGAUUAAUGAUGUUUUGCAGCAGUUUUCUACGUCUGAAAUUUUUUAUGUCUCUGGAACCCAGAAUUUGCUAAAAGAUGGAGGAACCUCAGAAAAGCUAUGUGAACACAAUGGACCUUGAGAGAGACGAACCUCUCAAAAGCACCGGCCCUCAGAUUUCUGUUAGUGAAUUUUCUUGCCACUGCUGCUACGACAUCCUGGUUAACCCCACCACCUUGAACUGUGGGCACAGCUUCUGCCGUCACUGCCUUGCUUUAUGGUGGGCAUCUUCAAAGAAAACAGAAUGUCCAGAAUGCAGAGAAAAAUGGGAAGGUUUCCCCAAAGUCAAUAUUCUCCUCAGGGAUGCCAUUGAAAAGUUAUUUCCUGAUGCCAUUAGACUGAGAUUUGAAGACAUUCAGCAGAAUAAUGACAUAGUCCAAAGUCUUGCAGCCUUUCAGAAAUAUGGGAAUGAUCAGAUUCCUUUAGCUCCUAACACAGGCCGAGCGAAUCAGCAGAGGGGAGGGGGAUUCUUUUCCGGUGUGCUCACAGCUUUAACUGGAGUGGCAGUGGUCCUGCUCGUCUAUCACUGGAGCAGCAGGGAAUCUGAACACGACCUCCUGGUCCACAAGGCUGUGGCCAAAUGGACGGCGGAAGAAGUUGUCCUCUGGCUGGAGCAGCUGGGCCCUUGGGCAUCUCUUUACAGGGAAAGGUUUUUAUCUGAACGAGUAAAUGGAAGGUUGCUUUUAACUUUGACAGAGGAAGAAUUUUCCAAGAUGCCCUAUACCAUAGAAAACAGCAGCCACAGGAGAGCCAUCCUCAUGGAGCUAGAACGUGUCAAAGCAUUAGGCGUGAAGCCCCCCCAGAAUCUCUGGGAAUAUAAGAUGGAGUUUUGCUCUUGUCAUCCAGGCUGGAGUGCAAUGGCGCGAUCUCAGCUCACUGCAAACUCCGCCUCCCAGGCUGUGAACCCAGGCAGGUCCCUGUUCCUGCUAUACGCCCUCAAGAGCUCCCCCAGGCUGAGUCUGCUCUACCUGUACCUGUUUGACUACACUGACACCUUCCUACCUUUCAUCCACACCAUCUGCCCUCUGCAAGAAGACAGCUCUGGGGAGGACAUCGUCACCAAGCUUCUGGAUCUUAAGGAGCCUACGUGGAAGCAGUGGAGAGAGUUCCUGGUCAAAUACUCCUUCCUUCCAUACCAGCUGAUUGCUGAGUUUGCUUGGGACUGGUUGGAGGUCCAUUACUGGACAUCACGGUUUCUCAUCAUCAAUGCUAUGUUACUCUCAGUUCUGGAAUUAUUCUCCUUUUGGAGAAUCUGGUCGAGAAGUGAACUGAAGACCGUGCCUCAGAGGAUGUGGAGCCAUUUCUGGAAAGUAUCAACGCAGGGGCUUUUUGUGGCCAUGUUCUGGCCCCUCAUCCCUCAGUUUGUUUGCAACUGUUUGUUUUACUGGGCCCUGUACUUUAACCCAAUUAUUAACAUUGAUCUUGUGGUCAAGGAACUCCGGCGGCUGGAAACCCAGGUGUUGUGACUGGCACUGCCCAGGCUGAGACUCUUCAAGUCCCGCUGACGUCUGAGCUUUGAUGCUUAAGAGGGGUGAGGCAGGGAGCGGACUUCCUAUUUUCUACCCUCAGUAAAACAAGGUGCUGCUUUGUAUAUCAAAAGCUCCAACCAUGUCCUCUCCCCCUCAGCCUGUGGGUGGCACGAGCAAGGACUGACAUCCGCACAGGGAGGAUUGUCUGUUUGGCUGACACAGCAGCAGCCCUUCCCACCCAGCCACCUUCCUCACAGGGACUAGGAGGCUCAGUCCCCAACGGCUGGCAAGACUCAGGGUCCUCAGUGUGGGUGACAUCAGAAGGGCGCCACAUCAGUCCCCUCCCCAACCUCAGUGACUGACAGAGGAUCCGGAUCUCAGAGCCUGAGACCAGGCUUAUUGGGGCCUGGCCUGGCCUCUAAGUCAAGUUUAGGAAAACAAGGAUAAGAUUCUGUCAUAGGCAUAGAGAGUUGCACAUAAAAAAUACCAAAGAAAACCCAAAAUUCAAUCAACAAUUCUGUCUUAUUGAAGAGUUGCUAGGAUUCAGAGUAAAACUCAAAAGGAUUCAGUUUGAGCCUAGAAUGAUGGUUAGACUUGUAGUCACUGGGCUUUUGUUUUGCUUUAUGGAAAUCAUUGAAGGUCUGGAUCCCUUUCUCUGAAUGGAGAGAUUGAGAGGGAUGUCAGGCAGUUCCCGUUAGAUUGAGUGGCCUCCAUGUUAUUCAGAAUUGUUUUAUUGAUACCUCACCCCUGUAAUCCCAGCACUUUGGGAGGGUGAGGCAGGCAGAUCACUUGAAGCCAGGACUUCAAGACCAGCUUGGCCAACAUGGUGAAACCUCGUCUCUACUAAAAAUACAAAAAUUAGCCAAGUGUGGUGGCACAUACCUGUAAUCCCAGCUACUUGGAAUUGGAAAUCGCCUGAACCCAGGAGGCAGAGGUUGCAGGAAGGGAGACUGCACCACUGCACUUCAGCCUGGGUGACAGAGGGAGACUCUGUCUUAAAAAAAAAAAAAAAAAAAAAAAAUCUGUAAAAUAAAUUCCGGGAUAGUCGUUUUGUUCAAGGAAAUGUUUUGUAAAUUGAGCUCACACUAUAUAAUCUUUAUUGUCCUAUCCUAAUGUAUAAUACAGCAGGUAUAAUUACACCAAGCGCUAUAGUUAUAAAUAUGGAAUGAAGUGAACUAUGGCCUUUUAUUUCCUUCCAGUGUGAACACAGCAGGUGUGAGAUGUCAUCUUGGAAGACAGGCCUUGCAGAAAUAGGCCUACAUCCAAAAUAUUAUCUUGUGACUCCAUGAACCAUUCAUUAACCCUUUGUAUCUUUGAGUGAAGAUUUUACUCAAAAGUUGCAUCUGGAAGUUCGAAGAAAUUACUUGAAAUAAAAAUAAAGAUUUUUAUAUAGAUAAAA
This is a messenger RNA of Gorilla gorilla gorilla (western lowland gorilla), 3171 nucleotides long. RefSeq names its product bifunctional apoptosis regulator. Gene Ontology annotation, molecular function: ubiquitin protein ligase activity; protein binding. The record is from RefSeq and is a predicted model, not a curated record. Gene Ontology annotation, cellular component: nucleus. The coding region runs from base 342 to 1769 and encodes 475 amino acids. The transcript has 10 exons. Gene Ontology annotation, biological process: proteasome-mediated ubiquitin-dependent protein catabolic process. Lineage: Eukaryota; Metazoa; Chordata; Mammalia; Primates; Hominidae.